AUGCCUGGAUGGAGGUCUCAGUGGCGUCUCGUCCUGCUGAACUCCCUGACCUGUGGCCUGGAGAUCUGCGUGGCAGCUGGGAUCACAUACGUGCCGCCACUGCUGCUGGAGGCUGGGGUGGAGGAGCGCUACAUGACCAUGGUGUUAGGUAUUGGUCCAGUGCUGGGCCUCCUGUUCAUCCCUCUAAUUGGCUCAGCCAGUGACCACUGCAACAGCAGUUAUGGCCGACGGCGGCCUUUCAUCUGGCUGCUGUCCCUCGGUGUCCUUUUGGCACUCUUCAUCAUCCCGCACGCUGACGUCCUGGCCGCUCGCCUCGCCUGGGGAGGACGCACACUCCAGGUGGGCUUCCUCAUUUUUGGUGUUGGGCUACUGGAUUUUUGUGGCCAGGUGUGCUUUACUCCAUUGGAGGCGCUGUUGUCUGACCUGUACCGUGACGAGGAAGACUGCAGCCAGGCCUUUGCCAUGUUCUCCUUCAUGGUCAGUCUGGGAGGCUGCGUGGGCUACCUGCUGCCUGCGCUGGACUGGAGCCGUGGCCUGCUCUCUGUGUACCUGGGAGGUCAGGCCGAGUGCCUCUUCUCCCUCCUCAUCCUCAUCUUCAUCUCCACUGUGCUCAUCACCAUGAAGGUGUCUGAGGAGCCGUCUUGCACCAGCAGCAGCGUGGCAGGACCAGGAGCUUUACUGGAGUCAGGGGUUGGCUCACUGGAGGCCGGGCAGUGUGGGGUACCCCGCUCCUGCUGCUACCUGCUGAAGUGCAAGCUGAGGCUGCUGAAGUCCGGACCCCUGCUGUGCUUGCUGAGAACAUGCUGGUCCAUGACCCCGGCCAUCUAUAGGAGCUACUGCCACGUCCCCAGGGUGAUGAGGCAGCUCUGUGUGGCCCAGCUCUGCAGCUGGAUGGCUGUCAUGUCCUUCAUGCUCUUCUACACAGACUUUGUGGGCGAGGGUCUUUACGAGGGCGUGCCCAGUGCAUCACCAGGAAGUGUUUCCAGGCAGAGAUAUGAUGAAGGCAUCCGGAUGGGCAGUCUGGGCCUGUUCCUGCAGUGUGCUACCUCAACCUUCUUCUCCCUGGUUAUGAGUCGACUGGUUCGCCAUUUUGGCUCACGGUGGGUCUACCUGAGCAGCAUGGUGAGCUUCACGGUCUCUGCUCUGGUCAUCUGCAUGUCCAAGAGCGUGGUCCUGGUCACUCUGAUGUCAGCGCUCACAGGCUACGCCUACGCCACCCUGCAGACGCUGCCCUACACUCUCACCUGCCACUACCACAAGGAGAAAGAGAUCUACAUGCCAAAAAGGAAAACCAAAAGCAUGCAUAAAAAUGGUAUGGCAAUCAAGCGGGAUUCAAUGCAUUUGAUGGCAAUGGAGGAGGAGGGCGGACUGAGCCACAAAGUGGGGGGCACCAACGGGCAUGCUUACUUCAGCCAGGACAGUUCAGAGUACUACCACAGCCCACACAGCCAAAACGGUUCAUCUCACAGCUCUGUUGGUGCCGAGCAGGACAAGAUGGACACGGGGUAUGAGAAACGUGGCGUGGGCCUGGACUUUGCCAUCUUAGACAGCACCUUCCUCCUGUCUCAGGUCUUCCCCACCCUCUUCAUGGGCAUGAUCGUUCAAUUCGCACAGUCCGUCACUGCUUAUAUCGCCUGCUCUGCCAUCUUCGGUGCUGUUGCCAUCUACUUGGCUAGUCACAUUGUCUUUGAGCAAAAGGACCUCAAGAGCUGAGAGGUGGAUAUGAAAGAUGUGGGAGUGAUGGAAUCACAAAACUGGAAUUCAGUCAUUCUGUUUCCAUGGAUGAAGCUCAACUCACAGUGCACUACUGUUCCCAGAAUGCCUUGCUCUAGUGUACGGUUUGUUUUUGUGGAAGCGCUGGCUUGAGGAAGCAAGCGUCUGCAUGUCUCGCCAUCAUGAGUGACAGGAAAUGAGAGAAAAUGGCUGCCCAAGGAAACAUAUUGCACCCCAGUCAUGUUACCAGCCUGUCAGUUACUUUGUUUAGCAACGGCUGAACAGUCACCUCUAUGGGUUCAAGUCAUCAUACCGAAUCCCAUUGAAAUCUGUAGAAAUUAUUCUAAAGACUUCUGUUACCUUGUUUUUUUUCAGUUACCUUCAUGACCUCUUUCUUCGGCCAUCCUCCUUUUCCUCAGGUACAACCAAACAGAUUUACUGUAGAACUCAACUCAUCAGCCUCUGACACACAGCUGCUCACCUCUUUAUUGUUUUAUCCUCUGCUACCCCAUGUAUUUAUCAAGCACAGUUUGGUCUGUACUUGAAACAGCAUCUCAAAUAUUUCAACAGUGUGAGCCGUGUGCACAGGAUAGUGUCUGCAUAUCAUGGCGAGUAGUACUGACUUGUGCAGGCUGGGCUGCAGCAUUGUGAAGAACCUAAUCUGGAGAACAGCCACCUCUAAAUGAGACAGGCCUGCCAUUCUUUCACUGCUGUGAAAGUGGAGGGACAAUUUUUUUAAGUAAUUUUUUCUUGCAGCAAGAUUGCACUUGGCUCAAAAAUAGAAUGGAUAGACAAAUGCAUUUCUUCUGCUCAUACAUAAAAUAGUAUCACAUAACUGAGAAUUACAAGUGGGACCAUUGGACUUGUCUGUUGAAGAAGAAAACACUGAAAAAAAAAUCAAUUUUUGUAUCAACUUGGCCCUGUUUUUUUUUUUUUGUUUGUUUGUUUCUCCUGUUGAAUUAACGAUUUUACUGUAAAUAUUUUGUAUACAUAUUUACUGGAUAUCCCUAUGGGAAUUUUGUUAUGCAACCUGUUGAGGUGAGGUUAUCAACUGUGUAUCUGUGGUGGAUUCAGAAUGAAGUUGUUUACUGAAACUGGAAUGUUUAGUCAAACAUCCUUUGUAAUGAGACUGGAUAGAGUCAAGAGUAGAGCCAACCUACUGCAGCAAGAGGAGGAGGACAUGGUGAGACUGAAGUGCCAAAGAAACACACUGAAACUCAGCUUAAGUUAAAAAGGUUACAAACAGUUACUGAAAGGAAACAAAAACUGAACAUCAUGGGAAAUGGCUGUAGUUCCUGUUUGACAGUUUUGAUGUCACGCUGUGUAAAGAAAAGUACAUGUUAUUUGGGGGGAAAAAAUGGCAUUUUCUGUUGCUGCAUGAUCGAUGGAACGUCAGUCUUAAUCUUGUAUCCAUGAAGAUGCGUAGAUUUGGCCAUACUCUUGUGUAUCUUGGAUUAUUCAUCCUGUCCAACUGUGGAUCUGAUCAGGACAGUCGUCUCAGGUUAGUUGCCUUUUUUUUUUUUUUUUUUUUUUUUUUUUUUUAGUGCCCCUUUUCAUCUUUAUACCACUGAUAAAACACUUGACCUUCUGCCGAAUCCCUCAUGUUUUACUGUAUUCUCCAAUGACAAUCUAGGAAAUCCAGGUGGGGUCUGUUACUCAAUGAACCAUAAACAUGUCGGCUCAGAUGUGGUGGAAGCCCCACUUUCUAACACCCAGUUGUCAAAGACCAAAAACGUCACACAGCACAGAGAAACACUUGGUUACUGAAAAUGAUUUAAAACUAAUUAUGGUAUACUGUUGGGCUGAAACCCAGGCCUGACUUGUUGCUGAGGUGUGUGUAUGUGUGUGCGCGUACCUACGUACAGGUGGGAAGGCCAGCGGGAGAGGAUGAGUAAUAUAUUAAGUGUGAGGCUAAUGAAGAGAGUGAUUUGACAUGUUUGCAGUUUUUUUUUUUUUCCACAUUUAUAACUGAACUGCAAAUUUCCUUUACCCCAUAUUAUGUUGUGUAUUUAAACAUAUUGUGGCCUUCAGUUGUGCUUGUCAUAUCUGGUGAGUGGAGGUUAAAAAAAUGCUUUUAUUACAAUCAGUAACUUACAUUUUUGCAUUUUGUAUAUAAGCUGUCUGCGACUGCUCAAGGAGUGAUGAGUUUGUUUUUGUUUCUAUGGGCCUGAAGGAUUUUCGGUCAAAGCUGCACUCAGUGUCGCAGGAAUAAAAACAGCAGAGGAUUUGUUUGCCAUGUUGACAGUACAGCAGAGUAUAAGACUCAAAUAUACAGUAGAAUGAACAUUUUCACCCCAGAAUGCACAGGAAUGUGUUGUUUCUAACUUACUGUAGGCUAAAACGUGAUGUAACAGUAGCAGACUGUCAGAAAAGGUUCACUUUUUCAAGUGCCUCUACACAUUUCAACAUUUUUUGUACAUAUGUAUUUAUUUAUUAUGGUUUUGUUUAAAAAAAAAUAAGAAGAAAGAAAAAGAAAAAACAUCACAUAUUAAACUAUUGGCCUUUCUGGCAUCUUUCAUAGGUGCAAGGGCAAAGGGUAUUUCUGUGAAAAAGAUAAGUUAUUUGUAUAGAUGUGGUAUAAAAGCAUCCUCAAAGCUAUAAUUUAUUUUAAUAUUGCCCACCUUUUACUGUAGCUUUGAUAACAUCGCAGAGCCUAUUGCUGUCGCCUGCUGUCAAUAAGUUUAACAUCAGUUGCAAAUGAUAAUAUUGUUUUUUGUGCUCCAAGUUAUCAGCGAUUCAACCCAUCAUUACCCUUGUAUCCUGUAUCAGCUCAAAUUUCACCUCCCAUAAUUGCUACUAUGUGUUUUGUUGAGUUGCUUUGUCAUGUGAUAAUUUUAUAUUAGUGCUGCUAGUGCAACAGGCAGAGGCUGCCAUUUUUGUCAGUACUGCUUUAUCUGGGUCAUAUAUAACCACUCUUUUCUUCUUUUCAAAGCUCUGUUGUAUUUUGCUAAUUUUACUGUCAAGCAUUAAUUAAGGGUCUUAUUUAAGUAGGUGGGCGAAGUUGUUUGCAAUCCCACACCUCAAGCAGCUGUCCUGUUUGAUUUCAAGAUGGCGAAGUGCCAACGGUCAAAUCAUAUCAAGGCCGGAAAAUGUUUUGUUCUGAGGUGAGAUUCAUUGAUCAGGGAUAUUUUCAUAUUUGUCACAGUUGUUGCCACAGGACUUCAGUUUCCCGCCUACCUGAUGUCUCAUUGUCAUGAAUGAAAUCACCCAUUACAGAAAGUUGUACUUUGUUUUGAUUGUACAUCAUUUGGAUUGUGUCUAAAUAUGCAGUUACCAAAUAGAUUUUAUACAAAAUAAAAGAACUGCAUUAUAAA
Myripristis murdjan (pinecone soldierfish) is the source of this 5027-nucleotide messenger RNA. Its product is annotated as solute carrier family 45 member 3. Gene Ontology annotation, molecular function: sucrose:proton symporter activity. The record is from RefSeq and is a predicted model, not a curated record. The transcript is spliced from 5 exons. Gene Ontology annotation, cellular component: membrane. Gene Ontology annotation, biological process: transmembrane transport. Bases 1 to 1713 code for a protein of 570 amino acids. NCBI's taxonomy places the organism in Eukaryota, Metazoa, Chordata, Actinopteri, Holocentriformes, Holocentridae.